Anthonomus grandis grandis is the source of this 3744-nucleotide messenger RNA. It is a transcript of the gene Upf2, whose product is annotated as regulator of nonsense transcripts 2. Gene Ontology annotation, cellular component: exon-exon junction complex; cytoplasm. The record is from RefSeq and is a predicted model, not a curated record. Bases 126 to 3482 code for a protein of 1118 amino acids. The transcript has 9 exons. NCBI's taxonomy places the organism in Eukaryota, Metazoa, Arthropoda, Insecta, Coleoptera, Curculionidae. Gene Ontology annotation, biological process: nuclear-transcribed mRNA catabolic process, nonsense-mediated decay. Gene Ontology annotation, molecular function: protein binding; RNA binding.
UUAUGUUGACCCGAAUGUCAUACAUAACCACAACUGUUUGACAUCAACAAUUAAAAAAAUAUUUCUUUAAAAAUUGUUUUCCUCGAUUCAGUGCACUCGAAAAGAUUAAAUGAACAAUUCCUAGAAUGACUGUAGAAGAUAUGCCCCAAGAAACCUCUACAGACGAAGCUGCCUCCACCGAGGAGGCAGAACUGAACGAAAUCAAGUCCUACGUAAAAGAUGCUGAGGAACGAUUAAAAUCGAAACAAGAACUGCGUACUACGAACCAAAAUGCCCCCCAGAACAGGCCCAGUGAGUCCCACUUUAGUAAAUUAGACUCUAGCCUAAAGAAAAACACGGCUUUUGUAAAAAAAAUCAAAAACUUCUCCUCCGCCCAAGUGGACUCUUAUAUAAAAGACAUGGCCGGCUUAAACCUCUCGAAAUAUAUAUCAGAAGUGGCCGCCGCCCUGGUAGAAUGUAAAUUAAAAAUGACCGAUGUCCCUGUGGCUGUUAAACUGUGCAGUAUCUUGCAUCAGACUUAUGCAGACUUUUCACAGCAUUUAUUUGAAAAUUGGCAAAAAGUCUUGACUAUUAAAGGCAGUGAAAAGGUGCUGAAUCCCAGUAAAUUGAGGGUGGAUUUAAGGUUUUAUGCGGAACUGCUGCAGUCAGGAGUGUUUUCCAAUAAAAAUGCUUUUGGGCUAUUGGGUUCAGUGCUCAUGACUCUGAUAAACAUGGACAAAGAGGAGCAUGUGAAUGUCUCAAUUAUAUUAAGCUUCAGCAAACAUUGCGGAGAUGAGUUUGCUGGUUUAAUACCAAGGAAAAUUAGACAACUUUCCUGUAAAUUUAAUAUAUCAGUGCCAAAAAGCAACUUUUUACCCCCCGAGAAACAACAGAAUGUCAGGGGGCUUUUAAAGGAUUACUAUUUGUCUUUGAGCAAACAUUUGGUGAAAGACCAUCAGGAAUUGCAGAAUUUCGAAAAGCAAAAUAUAAAAAUAUUACAGACCAAGGGGGAGCUGAGCCAGGAGAGGAAGGAGAAGCAGGAAGCCAUGCAGAAUUUUUAUGAUAAAUUGCUGACGAACACUCAGAGUUUUGCCGAAGCUUUGGAUGAGGACAUGCCUAUUUUAAAGGUGCACACUUUGCCAAAAACUGAAGAGAAUAUGAUAGUGACUGGUCUAGGGGCCGACUUUGAUGAAACCAGCUCAAAUAUAGAACACAUCUGGUGCGACAUAGAAACCCAAAAGUUUUACUGCGACUUACCCGAACUGACAGUUUACUUACCGACUUCUUACUUAAAAAACCAACCGCCAGCCCCAGCAGAGUCUGUCACAGAAGAGGUGCUGGACUCUGACUUACCUGCCGAGGACACUGAAGAAGACAGUAAGUCCGAAGAAACCCCCGUGCCAGAAGAAGACUCUGAGGACCAGUCUUCAACAAACGCCAGCAAUAAAAUCGUUUUGGAAGCGUUUUUAAACAACCUCCCUAACUGCGUGAACAGGGAAAUGAUUGACAAUGCCGCCAUAGAUUUCUUAGUAACUUUAAACAUUAAGCACAACAGAAAAAAGCUCGUUAAAGCCUUAUUUGGGGUCAAUAGAACAAGGUUGGAUUUGUUGCCUUUUUACGCUCGUUUCGUCGCAAUUCUUUAUCCCGCCAUACCGGAGGUGGCCAACGAUCUCUGCCAAAUGCUCCGGCAAGAUUUCAAGUAUCACGUGAAGAAAAAAGACCAAAUUAACAUCGAGAGUAAGAUUAAAGUGGUCAGGUUCAUUGGGGAGCUGGUCAAGUUCAAAUUGUACUCAAAAAUUGAGGCUCUUUAUUGUUUGAAGGUGCUAUUGCACGAUUUUUCGCACCAUCACAUCGAAAUGGCUUGCAACUUGCUGGAGGUCUGCGGGAGGUUCUUGUAUUGCGGUCCAGAUUCCCAUCAGAGGACCAAAGUUUACCUGGAACAGAUGAUGAGGAUUAAAACUGCCAUGACUCUGGAUUCCAGAUACGUCACUCAGAUUGAAAACGCUUACUACUACGUGAAUCCCCCGGAGGUGGUAACCGUUGCGAAAAAGGAGCGUCCCAUCAUCCACCAAUUCAUCCGAAAACUCCUUUACCAAGACCUCCACAAAAACAAUACGGACAAAAUCAUGCGUUUGAUCAGGAAACUCGACUGGGCCAACGAGGAAAUCGCCUCGUACGCCAUCAAAUGUCUAGGGGGCGCUCAUAACGUUAAAUAUUUUAAUAUCAGAUGUUUGGCCAGUUUACUGUCGGGGCUGGUGUGCUACCAGGAGGAGGUGGGCACCAAAGUGGUCGACGGGGUGUUGGAGGACAUCAGGCUGGGGAUGGAGGUCAACUUGCCCAAGUUUAACCAGCGCAGGGUGGCCCAGAUUAAAUAUCUGGGCGAGUUGUACAAUUAUCGGAUGGUCGAGAGCGCCGAUGUGUUCAAGGUCUUAUACUCCCUAAUUUCCUUCGGGGUGUCCAUGGACCCCAACGAGCCCUCCUUACUGGACCCCCCGAACCACUUAUUCAGAAUCAGGCUGGCCUGCGUCCUAUUAGAGACCUGCGGGACGUACUUCAGCAGCGGCAGCAGUAAAAAGAAACUCGACUACUACCUGAUAUUCUUCCAAAUGUACUACUGGCACAAACGCGUGCUCUGGAAAGACUCGUUUCCGCCCACUCUGGACCACAUCGUCAAAGAAACUCUGUCGAACUUACGCCCCAAACUGAAACUAUGCCAGAGCUACGAGGAAACUCAGGCGGAAGUCAAUAACAUCCGGUCUUCUCUGGGUAUCGAGAAACUGAUCGGGGAAAACUUACAGAAACCGGACGAAGACGGUCUGGAUACGAUCGCGGAAACCGAUAACGAGGACGAGGUGUCCGAAGGGGCGACCGGGGUGACCGACGACACCGCAACCGAAGACGAUCACACCCAGGGGGAGUCUGAGGAUGACCGUGGGGGCGGCGAGACCGAAACCAGCGAGGCGGCCGACGUUUCGGAAUCGUUGGCCAUCCCCAAGGGGCCGAAAAGGGUCGAAUGUCCCGAGGACGAGGAUUUCUUGAGUGCUCUGGAUAAAAUGGUCUCGGAGAAUAUCCAGGAACGGAUGAGGGAACCGGUGAAGAGCGGCAACGUUGAUAUUUCCAUACCGGUGGUGAUGAAGAGCAAUGCCAAGAAGAAUUACGACCAGUUGCAGGAACCAAUUGAAAGCGAAAAAGAAAAAAUCGGAUUCGUCCUGAUGGUGCGCAAAGGCAACAAGCAACAGUACAAACAGUUCGAGGCGGAGGUCGAUUCCGAACUGGUCCAGAACCUAAAGGACCAGGAACAGGCUCAAAAAGAGGAAAAGGAGCGAGUGAAGAGGCUCACCUUGAACAUCACGGAGCGUUUUGAGGAGGAGGACUACCAGGAGUCGAUAUCGCAACAGAGCAGGCCCGUGACUCAAAAUUUAAACCGGGAGAGGAAGAAGUACCAGCACCCCAAGGGGGCUCCCGAUGCGGACUUGAUAUUCGGACCGAAAAAAGUCAGAUAAGUCCAAUUUUGGAGUCGGUUAAAGUGGAUUUUUUUUUGUUGAGGAAACUGAGAGUUCGGAAGUCGUUUUUGAGGUUAUUUGUCUGUAAAGGCGAAAGGAGAGAAGGUGAAUUAAAAGCUUUAUUAGAGGAAGUAAACGAAAGGCUCUUUUAGUGGACUUAAUUGGUUGUAAAAAUAAAAAAAAAAUGGUUUUAUUGAAAAAUUUGUUUUUUCUUUUAGUUUUAAUUGGAUACAUUGUUUAAUAAAUUUCCUUCUAAGGCUCA